GGCUGGAGAGCCGGCUCGCCCAAAGCGAGCUCCGCCCGUGUAGGGUGUUUGCAAGCAUCCGCUUCCGGUUCCGACGCCGAAUUGCCUGUCGCUGAGGGAGGCCUUCUUACCGGUGAGGUGGCACUGAGUUAAGUGGUCGCGAGCGCGGGAUACGGGCGGGUUGCAGGACGCGGAUCUGGAAGGGCUUUGCCUGAAAUGGACAACCGGAUUCCUUAUGAUGACUACCCAGUGGUUUUCCUGCCUGCCUAUGAAAAUCCUCCAGCAUGGAUUCCUCCUCAUGAGAGAGUGUACCACCCAGACUACAACAAUGAGUUGACCCAGUUUCUGCCCCGAAUUGUCACACUGAAGAAGCCUCCUGGUGCUCAGUUGGGAUUUAACAUCCGAGGAGGAAAGGCCUCCCAGCUAGGCAUCUUCAUCUCCAAGGUGAUUCCAGACUCGGAUGCACAUCGAGCAGGACUUCAAGAAGGGGACCAAGUUCUAGCUGUGAAUGAUGUGGAUUUCCAAGAUAUUGAACACAGCAAAGCUGUUGAAAUCCUGAAGACAGCCCGAGAAAUCAGCAUGCGUGUGCGAUUCUUUCCCUACAAUUAUCAUCGCCAAAAAGAACGGACUGUGCACUAAAGACUUGCAGCCCACAGCCUUCCAUGUGGAAUCUGCCAGGACAAGCUGGCUAGGCCUCUGAGAAGUUGGAGAAGUCAGGAAAUUCUACUCUCCACACCCUCCUGGUUUAGUGGAUGGGGAGGAUGGGGAGACAGCUUACCAGCUGUAUUAUGUAUUAACUGUACUGUACUAGGAGUUCCCUAGUUUGCUAGGUGAGUUUCAUUAUGGAAGAGGAAAGAGAUAGUGAUGUCUAGAUGUCUGUAGCCUGUGGGGGGAAGCCAACUAGAAAACAACUGGCAUUUAUCAGGUACCUUAGAUUGGUCACUUACACGGCUUAUCAUUUUAUUCGUAGAAAUCAGUAGAAAAAAAAGAGUCUUGGGGACCUUCCAUCUGAUUUUCCUGGCCAUGCCAUCCAGUCCUUGUACAUACCUUGGAGUCCCAUACACUUAGGAGACUCCAAGGAGGCACUUCCUUCUCAUCCCCGCCCCCACCCAAAGUAAAAACACAAUACUGAAUAAACAUGGCUUGAGUGAUA
This is a messenger RNA of Grammomys surdaster, 1132 nucleotides long. RefSeq names its product PDZ domain containing 11 (gene Pdzd11). Bases 196 to 618 code for a protein of 140 amino acids. The transcript is spliced from 7 exons. The record is from RefSeq and is a predicted model, not a curated record. Gene Ontology annotation, biological process: neurotransmitter secretion; maintenance of epithelial cell apical/basal polarity; protein localization to basolateral plasma membrane. Lineage: Eukaryota; Metazoa; Chordata; Mammalia; Rodentia; Muridae. Gene Ontology annotation, cellular component: synapse; cell-cell junction; basolateral plasma membrane. Gene Ontology annotation, molecular function: protein binding.